This is a messenger RNA of Neodiprion fabricii, 2505 nucleotides long. RefSeq lists its product as uncharacterized. The coding region runs from base 358 to 1416 and encodes 352 amino acids. The record is from RefSeq and is a predicted model, not a curated record. The transcript is spliced from 5 exons. NCBI's taxonomy places the organism in Eukaryota, Metazoa, Arthropoda, Insecta, Hymenoptera, Diprionidae.
AGACGAACACGGAGAGCACACCGCCAGUUUGGUACCGAAGGAUUGAGGAAUCAGUCCGUCGCGAACCUCCGCGGCCGUCGAGUGCAGCCUUCGUCGCGUUUCACGUUCCGCGAUCCCGUUGUCAAACCCGACCUUUUACUUGUCGUACGACGGAGAAACAUCCUCUCCGCCGACGGUGUACUUUGUGAAAUUAUAAUUUCUAGGAUGGGGGACACAGUUGUACCUACAUAGGGAUGGAACGACGAUGAGACGAUCGUGACGAUUUCUGUCUCCAGGAGUUUAUAACACAAGUUUUUAGUGCCUGCGUAUACGAAACACGAGUUUUUAAGACUUUUUUAAGAACACAGAAAACACACCAUGUGGAAGACUGUGAUCACAAUUUUGUGUGCCAUAGGCACGGUUUUGGCGCAGUACAGUCCCCAGAGCGUUCAAGUACCCGAAAUACCGACGUUCAGAAACCGAACGACGAAUUCGAGAUCGAAAUUGAUGAUGAGACGAUACGAAUGUCCGGAAGGAUUUGUGCGACUGAAACGUGACUGCUUUUACUUCAGCGCCGGUUUAGCCAACUGGCAGGAAGCCCACUUUCACUGCCGGGACAGACACUCGACUCUGGCAACCCUUACGAGGAAGGGCAUGAACAAAAAAUUAAGGAACUACCUGAUGCUACCACAUUUCAGGCCGUUCGAACGGUGGAUCGGCGCCAAAUUCAACUGGCCUGAAAUGAAAUGGACAUGGGGUGUAACGGGGGAAGCAAUAUCCUACAACGGAUUUGGCAAUUUGAAAUUCAAGAACCAGGAUACCUACAAAUGGCACUGCGCGGCCAUAAAUCCGAGACGAAACUACCGUUGGUCUCCGAGGGAGUGCAUCAAGGAAAUGCCCUACAUUUGUCACACAAAAGUGGGACGAAUAGUCAAAGGCCGUAAACGGCCACCCGGAGAUGCGAGAAGACAACGGAAACACAGAGGUAGGAAGGAACGGAAGCAACGAAUAAGGCCUCAAUCAAAUGGAAAUGAAACUUUGGCCGAAAACUCAAUCGACGGGAACGAAGUAUUGAUAACGGAAAGACGACGACCGGGGAGAACGCCGAAGAGAUCGUAUCCGAUGUCGGGAAACGGGAUGAAAACGGGAGUGGAAACACCUUCGAGAACUAGAUGGGCGCCAGGCGCGGAAGCGAGCGACAGGUUGUACCCGAUUCAACCGAAAGGAAACAAGGAGCCAGAACAAUGGGUCAGUGCUCCGGUUAAAGCCGCAAUAUUGGCGAAAAACUCUCUGGAUUCGCCGAGCAAAGAGACUUCGACAGAAAGUCCCAUGAGACCCGAGUCUAAGCCGAAGGAUCUUGCUGCAGAACCGAAGGAGACGUUUAUCCAACUUCCGUUAAGCAACUUCUUCGACGAAGAAGUAUUGCUAAAAAAUUAGACCGAGAGAAGGGGAUUUUAAAAAAUUUUCGGUCGAAACAAUUCGCAGCAUUUACAAAUACCUAAUUAUUAAACGGUGACAACGCAUCGCGAAUAAAUUCGUCCGCGGAUAAACGCCGCGGCUGGAUCCGAUUAACCCUAACGAUAUAUAUUAUAUAUAUAUAAACACAUAUAUGUAUGCAUGUAUGUGUAAUGUAAUUUAUUGCAAACGAAUCCUACCCGCUACUUAAAAUGAAUAUCCAAGUACAAAUGAAAAUACAAAAAUGACAUAAAAGAUCACAGUGAUAUGCGAUCGCUGUGUCAAAAUCGGUGCCAAAUUUCAGCAUUACGCGAAUAUUUUUGCAUCGAUCAUCGUUACAAUUUUGGUAAAGAGAAAUAUUUGAAAACUGAGAAAAACAGACCGCUUUACGUAAAAAAACAGUAAUAGACUUACAAUUAUGUAUUAUUAAGUUCUGAAAUAUACUGUAGCAGUGAAUAUAAUUAAUGGAAAUACCUAUAUUUAUAUCAAGUCAGAAAUUACGCUUUUACGAAUGGAAAGAAUGAGAACAGCAGAUAUUCGCCAACCUGAAAUAUAAACGCGUCACAAAAAUUUUCAUGAUUCACGGAAGAAAUUAAUUAAAAAGCACAUACGAUUUUUCGUAUUUUACGGCAGUAAAAGAGACCUUAUCUUACGAUGAUAAUUCAGAAACAUAACUUCAGAAAAGGGGAAUAUCCGCUAAACGGUUCUAUAUGUGCAGACUUUGAAAAAGUCGCUAAUGUUACUGUUACUUAAUAAUUCUAUAUGCUCGAUGUAUGUAUGAACUAUUUCAUUACGCUUUUCUAUUGUACAUAGAACAAGUGAAUGCAUACUUAGACAGAUCUGUGUGCCAAAAAGCAACUCAAGUGGCACAAUAAUCGACUGUUUGUACAAAUUAGCACGUACUUUAAUUUUGCUAAAACUUUUCUCCAUCCCAGAAUCUGUAGUACCUAUUUCACCGCUUCUAGCCGCGAUUUUCAAUGCAGAUAUACACGAUUUCAUUGAAUUAUUUAGAAACGUUGUGUAAUAAUUUAUGUAUAAAACGGAAUAAAAUUCCUACCUUUAUGUACGUGA